Molecule: messenger RNA, 764 nt
Organism: Trematomus bernacchii (emerald rockcod)
Lineage: Eukaryota; Metazoa; Chordata; Actinopteri; Perciformes; Nototheniidae
Gene: stpg4
Product: sperm-tail PG-rich repeat containing 4
Exons: 7
Coding region: 1-720 (239 amino acids)
Biological process (GO): epigenetic programing of male pronucleus
Cellular component (GO): male pronucleus; female pronucleus; germinal vesicle
Molecular function (GO): chromatin binding; histone binding
Source: RefSeq, a predicted model, not a curated record
AUGAGUACAGUGCAGGACUCAUGGAAAAACAAAGCUGUCUCUAAACUCAGUGACAUGUCCAGGAGUGGUAAUAGACCAGAUAAGGCCGAUGACAAGCUGGACCCGUGUGGCCGGGGGAGCUGGUGGCUGGGAGCACUGAAAGACACACCUAUCCCAGGUCUCUACCACAUCCGUGAUUUCCUUGAAGAAGCUGAACUGAACCCUGUGAGAAAGACCUACAGGUUCAAAGGCGUGGGCAGGGAAGCCCCCACUCUGGGCGUACGUAAGGGGGAUUUGCUUCUCCCCGGGGCGUAUGACUACAUAGACUCCAUCCAGGAGGUCCUGAAGAACAAGGCUUCCUACUCUUUCAAAAACUGUCCGCGGCCCAACAUCGUCACCCUGGGCAUCAGGGACAAGCAUAUAAACACUUCACCGUGCGACUACGAUGUGACAGCGAAACCAGUGGAGAAGAUUCCCUGCAAGCAUGUGAUGUUUCGGUCCACCGUGCAGCGGAUCAGCUUUCCUCCUAAGGAGGGACCUGCUCCAUGCCAAUAUAAUCCACAGACCAGACCAGGAAAAUGCAUCACUUCAAGCUUCAAAUCAACAUUGCCGCGGCUCCACAGUGUGCACUCGAAGACCCCAGGACCAGGGGCCUACGAACCUUGCUGGAAGUUGGGCGACCGUCUGACCGCAGAUCCCAUAGACCCGUCAUUUAGCCUCUUCUUCCGCAACAUUCUCUAGUGUUUGGACUUGAAUUCCUACAAUUCCUUGAUCCCACCACCAAC